UCCCAAAUUCAAUCUAAUUAUACUAUUCCAUUAAUUCCUCCAUUGUUGCCUUCUGAUACACAUUACUCAUACUCCCACUCUCUUCUUCUUGCCCUAAUUCCCCAAAAUCAAAUUUCAAAUUGCAAUACAUAGGUAGCCAUGGAUAUCGAUUUCAUGAAAUCUGCAUCUGCAUCUGCAUCUGAAGAAGAUGAAAUGGAGAUGAUGUUUAUGCAGAUGGACAAGGAAUUUAUUAGCAGCCACCAAGGAUGUCAUAAUAACAACAGCAUCGAGGAUUCCAUGGCGGCUGUCGUCCUUGAAAAUCUCCAGGGCUCUUCCAAUUCCUCCCCGUCUGCUCCUGCAUUCACGAACCUCCACCACCACUCGAUCUCCUUCUCCGGCGAGACUCACGCGGCGGCGCUCCAGGACGACGAGUUUCAUCAUUCGCCGGAAAAGCGGAACUCGGUGGCGGCGAUUCGGGAGAUGAUUUUCCGGAUAGCGGCGAUGCAGCCGAUCCACAUUGACCCGGAAUCUGUAAAGCCGCCCAAGAGAAGAAACGUGAAGAUCUCGACGGACCCGCAGAGCGUGGCGGCGCGCCACCGCCGGGAAAGGAUAAGCGAGAGGAUCAGAAUUUUGCAGAGACUCGUCCCCGGCGGGACUAAAAUGGACACCGCUUCCAUGCUCGAUGAGGCCAUCCAUUACGUCAAGUUCUUGAAAAACCAGGUCCAAUCACUCGAGCGCGUGGCCCUCAAUCGCCCUCCUCCGCCGCCGCCGCCUGCCGGAAUCUCCGGCGGCUUCCCUGUUCCAAUGUCCGCCGCCGGCAGCUACUUUCCGGCAAAAUAUUUUCCUCAUCAGGCGGAUGGAUGCGUAAAUCCUAAUUUCUAAUUAAUUAUUAAUCAACUGUCAUGUAUCACAAAACAACGUCGUUACCUUCAUCUUCUUCUUUGUUCCGGUGAAAUUAAUUAUUGAACAGUACACACAAAAACGACGUCGUUAUAUUCCUCUUCUUCGUUCAGGUGAAAUGAAUUUGAACAGUACACACAAAACGGCGUCGUAUAUUCAUCAU
Andrographis paniculata is the source of this 1042-nucleotide messenger RNA. RefSeq names its product transcription factor HEC1-like. Gene Ontology annotation, biological process: regulation of DNA-templated transcription. The record is from RefSeq and is a predicted model, not a curated record. Bases 139 to 861 code for a protein of 240 amino acids. The transcript has a single exon. NCBI's taxonomy places the organism in Eukaryota, Viridiplantae, Streptophyta, Magnoliopsida, Lamiales, Acanthaceae. Gene Ontology annotation, molecular function: DNA-binding transcription factor activity; protein dimerization activity.